CAUAAUUUGUAUUUUUUUUAAUAUAAAGAACUCUUCUUUUUUUAUAUAAAAAGAUACAAGGUAAAUAACCUUAGAAUUGGAUGGAUGAAUUUAAUUUGUGGAUGGAUAUUGUUUUUUUUUUGUAUUUUUUUAAAAAAAAAAUUAGGGAGAUGACGCGUUUUAUUUUUUAUACAUUUAAAUUAGAAAUUUGCGGUUUUAUUAAUUACACAUUUCUUUCUCUUUUUUUUUUUUUGAAUUAUAAUUAAUUUAGAAUGGCUGAACAACAAACUCCUACAUUCAAGCUUGUCCUUGUCGGUGAUGGUGGUACUGGUAAAACCACUUUUGUUAAGCGUCACUUGACCGGUGAAUUCGAAAAGAGAUAUGUUGCUACUCUUGGUGUCGAAGUUCACCCUCUUACUUUCCACACUAACUUUGGUGCUAUCAUUUUUAACACCUGGGAUACUGCUGGUCAAGAAAAGUUCGGUGGUCUUCGUGAUGGUUAUUAUAUUGGUGGUCAAUGUGCUAUCAUCAUGUUCGAUGUUACAUCUAGAAUUACUUACAAGAACGUUCCCAACUGGCACCGUGAUCUCGUUCGUGUCUGUGAAAAUAUUCCCAUUGUUCUCUGCGGUAACAAGGUUGAUAUUAAGGAACGUAAAGUCAAGGCCAAGACUAUCACCUUCCAUAGAAAGAAGAACCUCCAAUACUACGAUAUUUCUGCCAAGUCUAACUACAACUUUGAAAAGCCUUUCCUUUGGUUGGCUCGUAAGUUGAUUGGUAACCCUAACUUGGAGUUCGUUGCUGCACCUGCUCUUGCUCCUCCUGAAGUUCAAGUUGAUGCUCAAUUGAUGCAACAAUACAACAAUGAAAUGGAAGAAGCUGCUGCUCAACCUCUUCCUGAGGAAGAUGAUGAUUUGUAAAUUCUGUGUGUUUGUUAAAUAUAUAUAAAGAAAUAUAUAAAAAAAAUAUAAGUGUAAUAGGGAGGGCUACUUUUUUAACUACUUUAAUUUUGAAUUCUUUUUAAUUAAAAGCAUUUUGGAUAUA
Molecule: messenger RNA, 1020 nt
Organism: Cokeromyces recurvatus
Lineage: Eukaryota; Fungi; Mucoromycota; Mucoromycetes; Mucorales; Mucoraceae
Product: GTP-binding nuclear protein GSP1/CNR1
Exons: 5
Coding region: 252-896 (214 amino acids)
Biological process (GO): ribosomal subunit export from nucleus; protein import into nucleus
Cellular component (GO): nucleus; cytoplasm
Molecular function (GO): GTPase activity; GTP binding
Source: RefSeq, a predicted model, not a curated record